Molecule: messenger RNA, 246 nt
Organism: Aspergillus chevalieri
Lineage: Eukaryota; Fungi; Ascomycota; Eurotiomycetes; Eurotiales; Aspergillaceae
Exons: 2
Coding region: 1-246 (81 amino acids)
Molecular function (GO): flavin adenine dinucleotide binding; oxidoreductase activity, acting on CH-OH group of donors
Source: RefSeq, a predicted model, not a curated record
AUGGACAGAUGCGCGUUGUUAUUGAACAGCGGAACGCUCCUAGGCUAUGCCACUAUCACCGCUGCGAUUGAUCCUGAGACUGCUACUCGCAGCUCCUCCGAAACUCCAUUCUUGCAACUCGCCUCACGGAACUCCAACAUCAAGAUCUAUCCACAGACCCUGGCUAAGCGGAUCAUCUUCGAUGAGCAGAAGCGUGCCACGGGUGUUGAAGUUCAGACCAACUCAGUGACCUUGAACGGACACUGA